GAGGCUCCGGAGCCCCCCGGGAGACCCCGAGGGAGCGGCGAGAGGAGAACGGAGAGGAGAGAGCGCGGCCAUGGCCCCCAAGAAGGCGAAGCGACGCGCGGGCGCCGAGGGCAGCUCCAAUGUCUUCUCCAUGUUCGACCAGACCCAGAUCCAGGAGUUCAAGGAGGCGUUCACGGUGAUCGAUCAGAACCGGGACGGGAUCAUUGAUAAGGACGAUCUGCGCGAGACCUUCGCCGCCAUGGGCCGGCUGAACGUGAAGAACGAGGAGUUGGACGCGAUGAUCAAAGAGGCGUCGGGGCCAAUCAACUUCACCGUGUUCCUCACCAUGUUUGGGGAGAAACUGAAGGGUGAGGGACCCAAAAUGACCCAAAAUCUGAAAAAUUCACCCCAAAAUAUCCAAAACAGCGAAAAUCCCUGCGGACCCGACGGAAGCGUCAAUCAAACUUGUGAGUGGGCGGCUAAAGGGGGCUGCCUGAUGCCGUGCCUGGAGGAGCUGCUGACGACGCAAUGCGACCGCUUCACCCCCGAGGAGAUCAAGAACAUGUGGGCGGCGUUCCCGCCGGACGUGGCCGGGAAUGUGGAUUACAAGAACAUUUGUUACGUCAUCACCCACGGCGAGGACAAGGAAGGGGAGUAAAAACCCCAAAAAUCCACAAAUUCUUCCCCAAAAAAUAUUCAGGAAUUUACCCCAAAAUAUUCUGGAAUUAUCAAAAAAAAUUUCAGGAAUUUUGCUCAAAAAAUUCGGGAGUUAUCGCUAAAAAAUCGGGGAAUUUAUAUCAAAAAAAUCAAGAAUUUAAUCAAAAAAUAUUUGGAAUUUCAGCCCCAAAAAAUCUGGGAAUUCACCUCAAAAAAAUCAAGAAUUUAGUCUGAAAAUAUUCAGGAUUUCAGGCCAAAAAAUGUGGGAAUUUAGCACCCAAAAAAAUGGGAAUUCACCUCAAAAAAAUCGGGAAUUUAGUCAGAAAAUAUUCAGGAUUUCGGCCAAAAAAAUUCGGGAAUUAUCCCAAAAAAAUCUGGGAAUUUAUCU
Molecule: messenger RNA, 1024 nt
Organism: Zonotrichia leucophrys gambelii
Lineage: Eukaryota; Metazoa; Chordata; Aves; Passeriformes; Passerellidae
Product: myosin regulatory light chain 11-like
Exons: 7
Coding region: 71-637 (188 amino acids)
Biological process (GO): skeletal muscle tissue development
Cellular component (GO): cytoplasm
Molecular function (GO): calcium ion binding
Source: RefSeq, a predicted model, not a curated record